This is a messenger RNA of Salvelinus sp. IW2-2015, 1542 nucleotides long. RefSeq names its product CDC42 small effector protein 1-like. The record is from RefSeq and is a predicted model, not a curated record. Gene Ontology annotation, cellular component: plasma membrane. Gene Ontology annotation, biological process: regulation of Rho protein signal transduction. Gene Ontology annotation, molecular function: small GTPase binding. NCBI's taxonomy places the organism in Eukaryota, Metazoa, Chordata, Actinopteri, Salmoniformes, Salmonidae.
AUUUUCUUCCAGUUGUGGCGCUAUAGUUCUGCCACCGUAAAAGCCUGAGAAGAAGGAGUGUAGCCUACCGCAGAACAUAGGAGACGUUUUACUUUACCACAUCUCGACUCGUGAGCUGACCGUUUUAAAGAUAUCAUGUUCGUUUGAGGGAGAAAGCGGAUUCCACACUGAUGUUACGGCCCUACAGUACCUGAGGCAGUGGAAAUCUGGGGAGACGAGCAUCCACAGGAGAUUCAGUGAGAGGGAAGAGGUGACAUUCUAAACGUUAAGAGAAAGGAAUAGAACCGGACUUGGCACUGAGCCUUGGGGGACACCCAUCUUUUUUUGGGACUGGACUGGUUGCAACGCCAUUCCACCCUAAGCGACGUUCUUGUUCUCCACCACGUCCUCCGCUGCCUGCAGGGCGUCCAGAGAGAAGCAGGGCCUCCGGACCCACUCAGAGCAAAGCAGCAGCACAGCAGGGAUGAGCGAGUUCUGGCACAAGAUUGGCUGCUGCGUGGUGGCCAAACCUCCACCGAGAAAGAGGCGCAGGAAAAUCGACCGCAGCAUGAUCGGCGAGCCCACAAACUUUGUCCACUUGACACACAUUGGCUCUGGGGAGAUGGCAGAGGGCCGGGCCCCGUCAGGGCCGGUCCAGGAUAAGAUGAGGUCAAAAGGACCCAGUGCCAACGCCGCAAGAGCAUUGUAUAGCUGCUGCCUACCAAGCAUGGAGAACCAUUUCCAUCCUCCUCUAUGCGCCCCUCUCAUCCCAAAUCAAAAGCAGUCACUGCAGCGUAACCUGUUUCCAAUGGAGCACWUGGCAAACCUGAGAGCGGACCCUAGAGAGCAGAGAGGCUCUUCCUGACGUCUGCAGGAUCCAUUUAGCCAAACAGGACGAUGCCCUUUCUGUGGUCACCACAAGAAUCGCCCUGCUCAGAGGAGGAUAGACUGACAUGUUUUUGAUGCUUUUUAAAGAAAAGUAUUUUGUCUUUCUGAUGGACUUUGGACUUCCACUGUAUUUCAGCCAACMACGUUUCUGUGUCAUGGCCAGCAAGCGUGUGUGAGAGAGCCGGUGAGAGUGUUUAGCACAACUUGUUGACUAACAUGGCUGAUUCCAUUUCAGGAAGUGAAGAUUAUGUUCUCAAGGAUCACCUGAAUGUUGCAAACCAUUGACCUACUGCCAAACAAAUAGUAUACGCAAAAUAUUUUGUAUCUGUCUAAUGAAUGAGGAUGCACCUUUUAUUUUCCUACAGUGCAUAGUUAAAGGUCUUCGUGUGUGUGUUUAUAAGUGAAAAAUGCUAUGUGAUUUUGUUGCUGUUUAGAUACCAGUACUGAGUAGUGUUAUUUUGAUUGUACCAGUUGCCAUAGAACCCCAUUUGGACUGCUACCCAGUUGCCAUAGAACCCCAUUUGGACUGCUACCCAGUUGCCAUAGAACCCCAUUUGGACUGCUACCCAGUUGCAAGCAUAAAGGUAACUGCCAAGAUAAAGGAAACCCCAACAUAGUGUCUUAAUAGGGCAUUGGGCACCACGAGCCAGAACCGCUUCAAUGCAUCUUGGCAUA